This is a messenger RNA of Salvia miltiorrhiza (redroot sage), 1590 nucleotides long. Its product is annotated as probable inactive receptor kinase At5g53320. Gene Ontology annotation, biological process: protein phosphorylation. Gene Ontology annotation, molecular function: ATP binding; protein kinase activity. Bases 349 to 1473 code for a protein of 374 amino acids. The record is from RefSeq and is a predicted model, not a curated record. NCBI's taxonomy places the organism in Eukaryota, Viridiplantae, Streptophyta, Magnoliopsida, Lamiales, Lamiaceae. The transcript is spliced from 3 exons.
UCAACAAUCUGAAUGUUACCGACAGAAACUUAUUUUACUUAAAAUUUUGUUUUGUUUUUACUCUCAUAAAUUUAUUCCACAGAAUUAUGAUUUAUUGUGAAUACAUAUUAUCGUGUUUGUAUUACUUUGAUUUAAGAGAAAUAUAUUAUGAUUCCUCCUUUUAGCCGUGGAGACUGGUUAGCGACCCUUGGGUGUUUACAAAUAUAUACUAAUUCAACUUCUGCUACUUCUGAGAAACUACUGAAUAAACGCGUUGGUUGACUUGAAAGUAUUGGCAUCAAGAGUAGGUUAUACUAACAAGUAAUCAGAAGUUCAAUUGGAGUUGCAUGUAAAAGAGAAACAAUUUUGAUGUCUAGGAAUUACGACAACUGGGAGAGGCUGGUGGCGGCGGUGGUGAAGAGAGAGCAGAUUUGGCAACUCUGUCAUCAAGAUUCUAUCUCCACCAUCUGCGCCUCUGACUACUCAUCAGAUCUGGAAUUGGGUUUGCCCCUUUCACUUGGGAGCUUCCACAUUGCUGCAACUUUCGAGUUGGUUCAACACCUCAACUACGGGAAAACGGAUCUGGUUCGGCUGUUGCGGGAUGUGCAGGUGUCGGACCAGCAAUGUUUUCGCUCGGGAAGUAGAGCUGUCAUCAAGUUAAUGGAUACUGCAAGCAUAACAGAAUAUGAAUUCGAGCAGCAUAUGAUUGUGUUGAGAGAUUGUAAGCAUGAAAAUGUGGGCACACCAUGGGCGUACCACUUGUCUGAGGAGAGGAAGCUCAUGGUCUAUGAUUACUAUAGCCAGGGAAGCGUGUUUGAUAUGUUUCGAGGAAAUGGAAGUAGGCCUGAUUGGGAAAGCCGCGUGAGAAUUGCAGUAGGUGCGGCGCGCGGAAUUGAGCAUAUCCACGCACAGUGUGGAGGGAAGCUGGUCCAUGGAAACAUCAAAUCCUCCAAUAUAUUUGUCAACUCACAAGAGUAUGGUUGCGUGUCUGAUAUUUGUUUGGGGGAAAUGGCCCAUCACUAUGCCUCGAAGCAGGAAUUGAGGAAGAGUGAUGUGUACAGCUUCGGAAUGUUAUUGCUGGAACUUGUUAUUGGCAGAUCACUCGUGCACUCGCCUUACAUUGUUCGCCGACUUCGUUUGUCUGAUCCAGAUACAUUGGAUUUCAAUGGCUCCUGCUAUUUUGUGGAUGAAGUGGAUAUGGAAGAUGCGAAGCUAGACAAGUUUCCUUUUGUAGAUCCAAAUCUGGAUUCCUCGUCCGUGGAGCAGGAGUUGCGGAAGAUGUUGAAGGUAGCAAAGAUUUGUUUGGGUGAGUUGCCACAACACAGGCCUACCAUGUCUCAAGUGGUAUUACAACUUGAGCAGCCCAUCAUCACCUCUGACUACUCACCACCCGAUUACUCACCAUCUCACAAAUCUGGGGACAACACCAAGACCCGAGUUUGGAAUAGAAUUUUCCGAUAUCCAACUUAUUUAUUUUAUCAACUCCCUGCAUAAAUUUAUCUUGGAUGCUUCACAACAUAUUUCUUCAAUGCUUGUUUUUAGCAUAAUUUCAUGAUGAUAUUAGUAUUGUAUAAAUUAUCUAUAGAACGUAAUUAAACAAUAAAGUAAAAA